UCUCAUUGAAUUUUUGAGGCAGAGGAAUGUUCCUGAAGAAACACUAGAGUUACUUGAAUGUGAAAAGAUUGAUGUUAGUGUCAUCGAACUAAUGACUGAUGAACAGCUAAAGAAAUACUUUCCAUCUUAUGGUGAUCGUCUUGCCGUACUGGCAUUUUGCAGAAGAAAAACUAAUGAACCCAGCAACAGGAAAUCUAAACUUUUUGAGCGACUGAAAUCUAAGAUAUCACAAAAACGAAAAUGUGAUGAUGAUCCCGUAACUAGUCAACUAACGACAACAAAGAAUGCUCAAAAAUGUAUGAGAAAGAUAGAAAUUGGAUGGAUGAAUUAUGAUGAAGGUGAAGAAACCUUCAAACAAGUGAGAACAAGAAAGGGUGGUGGCACUCGGAAAGUACAUGUAUCAAAAGAUUCCCAAAAAUCUGAUUUAAUUCAGGAAGCAAUUCAGCUGUUUUUUGGAGAUGGAAAAAACACAUUGGGAGACAUUACUGAUUUUGAGGUUGAUUUAAAGAAUUACAAAGAUUUGUCUGUGGAUGAAAACACUACAGUUGGAAGACUCUAUGCAGAAACCAAACUGCCAAUUCUGAGAUUCUACCUCACAACAAAGAAAAAAAAACAUUCCGUUUCAGCUGUGGAGGAAGAUUUGGCUGUGACUGGGCAGGAAUUGGAUAUCUCUUCACCAACAGAGGAAGGUACAGGUGACCCAGAUGUGGUUUAUAUUGGGAGCAACGCAGAAUCAGAGGUGUCUUUCCUUUAUUCCACAGAGAUAACUUCUUCUAACCUAAUGGGAAACAUUUUAGAAGACAGCAACAUUGUCACUCUGUUUACUGAAGACAUUAUAAACUUUGGGGAUCAAAGUUUGGAUGAUACGUUACCUCUGUCACCUGUUAACAACACACAUCCUGAAAAAACAAAGAGGAUUUUAGUAGUCCACCGUGGCCAUGUACUCCCAGAGCUCAUUGCUCAUUUUUCUGAUGAAAGUGUGUUAGAAAAGGACAUAAAAAUUCAACAUAUUGCACCGGAUGGGAAACUUGAGAGGGGCCAUGAUGAAGGAGGGGUUGUAAGAGAUUGCCUUGCAGAGUUUUGGAAUGAGUUUUAUGACCAAUGCACUUUGGGCAGUUCUUUCAAGGUGCCAUUCCUUCGCCACGAUUUUGGACAACAGCACUGGGAAAGUGUAGGUCGUAUCAUUGUCUUUGGAUGGCAAAAGGAAAAAUACCUUCCUGUGAAAAUUGCUCCAGUAAUCAUGGAGCAGGUCGCUUCUGGAUGUGUAAAAAGCAAUAUCAUUGAAAAUUUCCUGAAAUAUGUAUCUGAGCCAGAACGAAUAGUGUUUCAAGCAUGGCAGUCAGACUUUAACAGUGUUGAUAAAGAGGAAUUACUCGAAGUCUUGGAUGUCCACAGCUGUAGGAAAAUGCCUACAGAGAAUAACGCAGAAGAAGUCUUACAUGAACUUGCUCACAAAAAACUAAUCCAAGAGCCUGCUUAUGUCAUUGAACAGUGGGCAAACAUAUUUGCAAAUGCUGUCAUCCGUAUUGAAGACAUUUCAAGCAGGUAUGAAAACUUGCAGCCCACAGUGAGGAAAGUUGUAAGGUCUGUUUCUUUUCCAGAAAACAUGAAUGCCCAGCAGAAGGAGAUUCAGAGGUACUUAACCAAUUAUCUUAGGGAGUCCAGCACACAGGGUCUGUGCAGGUUUCUUAGAUUCUGCACUGGUUCAGAUCUUUUGGUGGGAAAAAACAUCACCGUUAACUUCACAGAAGUUCAAGGAUUCCAAAGAAGACCCAUUUCACACACAUGUGGCUGUGUUUUGGAGCUGUCUGUUUGUUAUGAUAGCUAUCCAGACUUCAGAUCUGAGAUGAACAAAAUCAUGGAAUCAAAUGUGUGGGUGAUGGACAUAAUAUAACGUAAAAAAUGUUUCUGAAUGUAUGGGAAGUGUACUACAGAUGCAAAUGCAUCAACACAGACAUCUUUUUAUUUAUGUCAUAGUGUCUGUAUAUGUACCUCUUUAGAUGUAUCACUUUACUGUUCGGAUACAUUUUGGAUGCACUACUCUAGCGUUUGGAUACAUUACUUUAGCUAGUGUUUGGAUACAUUACUCUAUCCAGUGUUGUCUCUUUCUAGUGAUACAUUUUGAUCAUACUAUGCUACUAUAUGGGAACAUUUCGAUUCACUACUCUAUUGUUUGGCUACAUUUGGAAUCAAUCAUAAAGUAUUUUGAUACAUUUUGAUACAUUGUUAUGCAGAGUUCACAAUGUUUUAAACUGUUUUAUUAUAUUUUAUUAAAACAUUCAAUUUUUAUGUUGGAAAACUGUUUGCUACUGAGCCUAAUAUGCUGUUUAUGCUGCUGUAUUUAAAAGCUGCUUCCUAAAUUGCACAGUAUAAAAACCCCAGGUGAAAAAAUUGAAUUCCCAUAAUGUAACUAAAGUGCUCUAUUUUCGCAUAUUUUGUUCUAAAUAUACAAUACGUUAUCUUUUAGUACUUCUUAAGAUACUCUUAAGAACAUCUAAGUGUACUUAACUGUGCUAUAUUAAGACCGCAUAAAUAGGAACUAAAAUGUGCUUAUAACAUGCUAUCUCGGUAUUAAAAAUUAAUUUUGUUACCACUUGAAGUAUACUUCAACACACUUGGGUUCAAAUGUACUUCAAGUGGUAACUAAACACAUCUUUUUAUUCAGAGAUAGUAUGUUAAAAUCACAUCUUAUUUAUGCUGUCGAAAAUACAGUGAGCACAGUUGAGUAAAUUUAGAUGUUCUUAAGAUUAUUUUAAGAGCUAAUAUAAUUUUUAGUGUAUUAAGUACAAAAAUAAUACAUGAAAAUGGAGCACUUUAGGUACAUUAUGGAGGGGACUUUUUUUGCCUGGGAUUUUUUGCUAUUGAUUUCUUUAUUUUGUGUUUUAACAUAUAGGCCAAAUUGAAAUGUUCAUUUUUCAUGUCAUUGUAGUAAAGGUUACACUGUAUACAGCAUUAAAAUGUGACAGCAUUACAUUGCAAAGUUAUGUGUAGUUCUACAAGCGAUAUAUAGUAUUGAAAAUACUACAGAUCCAAUUCACAUUUCUGUCAUAGUGUUUGCAUAUGACUUUUUGGAUAUGUUACUGUCAUGUUUGGAUACAUUUGGAAUAUUGGACACAUAUUUGGACACGCUACUAGUGUUUGGAUACAUUUUGUAAUGCACAUGAUGUUUGAAAUGAAAGUGUUUAAAGAGUCAUUAAAACAUUCAAAGUUUAUGUUGAAUGGAUAGCAAUAUUUGCCAAGCAAGUCUUUACUAAUAUGCUGUCCAUACUGCAGUG
Triplophysa dalaica is the source of this 3275-nucleotide messenger RNA. RefSeq lists its product as uncharacterized. The transcript has 2 exons. NCBI's taxonomy places the organism in Eukaryota, Metazoa, Chordata, Actinopteri, Cypriniformes, Nemacheilidae. The coding region runs from base 92 to 1894 and encodes 600 amino acids. The record is from RefSeq and is a predicted model, not a curated record. Gene Ontology annotation, molecular function: ubiquitin-protein transferase activity.